AUGGCGCCAAGUGUUCUAUCCUCUGUAACUGCAUUUCGCGUUCUCACCGUAGUCCUUCUCUUGCUACCUUCUAUCUCCGCCGGUCACGACUACCACGAUGCUCUCCAUAAGAGCAUUCUCUUCUUCGAAGGACAACGCUCUGGAAAACUCCCCGCUGAUCAGAGACUCCGUUGGCGCCGUGAGUCCGGAAUGCACGACGGAGCAACUGCCGGAGUAGACUUGACCGGUGGUUAUUAUGAUGCUGGCGACAAUAUAAAGUUCGAAUUUCCAAUGGCGUUCACCACGACGAUGCUAUCAUGGAGCGUAAUCGAUUUCGAGAAAGUAAUGGGACCUGAGCUUGGGAACGCGUUGAAGUCAGUUCGAUGGGGAACGGGUUAUCUCUUAAAGGCGACGUCGAAGAUAGGCUCCGGCGUGGUGUUUGUUCAGGUCGGCGAUCCUUUAUCGGACCAUAACUGCUGGGAGAGACCGGAGGACAUGGAUACUCUCCGCACAGUUUUCAAGAUCGACGGGUCUCACCCAGGCUCUGACGUGGCAGGUGAAACCGCCGCUGCACUCGCUGCUGCUUCCAUCGUCUUCAAAUCACGUGAAUCCCCACAAGAUGCAAGGUUUGUUUUGAACCUCUUGCGUUUAAUGAACACAAUCCAUCAUGAAAAUCUUGCCUUUAACCUCUCUGUUACUUCGUAUAAUAAACUUCUUAUGCUUUUGUCGCAUUUUGGUUUGGUUGAUGAGUUGAAUUGUUUGUUUAAGGAAAUGUUGGAUGAUGGGGUUUUGCCUAAUUUGAUUACUUUUAAUACUAUGCCGAAUUUUCAUUGUAAGCUGGGGAAUAUGGUUGUGGGAAAGGUUUAUUUUUGUGGAUUAAUAAAGAGUGGUUUUUGUUGUGAUACCUUUACUUAUACUUCGUUGAUAUUGGGUUAUUGUAAAAAAUCAUGA
Molecule: messenger RNA, 930 nt
Organism: Vicia faba (fava bean)
Lineage: Eukaryota; Viridiplantae; Streptophyta; Magnoliopsida; Fabales; Fabaceae
Source: the annotation of a GenBank genome assembly